This is a messenger RNA of Meleagris gallopavo (turkey), 7767 nucleotides long. NCBI's taxonomy places the organism in Eukaryota, Metazoa, Chordata, Aves, Galliformes, Phasianidae. The record is from RefSeq and is a predicted model, not a curated record.
CAGUGUUGCAACUCCAGUGUUUCAAGUACCUCUACACAGUCAUGCCUUUCUGUCCUGCAGCUGAUCUAAACGAUACGUUUCUUGCAAUUAUUUCCUGACGGCACAGGACCACGCGUUUGGCACUGCCAUUCUCCAUCCCCAUUGCUAACCUGGCAGCAGCCAAAGGGGCUGCAAGCGACCGCCGGGGAAAGGAACCGCACGGCGAAGCCUGCGGGAUGCACGCAGCUGCAGGGCCGUGACCCAGCUGCGCUCGCCCCGUUCCCAGCCGGGAUUCUCCACCCCGCUGGGUGGGAUCUCCCCGCUCCCCUUAAAGCGCAGCGGGCGGCAGGGCUCGGCUGCCCCACGAGUCGUUCGGAGGGACAGAUAUCUCUGUGCGUGGACGUGACACGGCUCUCGUCGUUCGUUCUAUGGCAGAACUUGAAGCCAGAGAAGCCUGUGCCUGGCUGCGGGCCGCCGGCUUUCCCCAGUAUGCACAGCUGUUUGAAGAUAUGCAGUUCCCUAUUGACAUAAGGAUUGUGAGGAAAGACCAUGAAUUUUUAGAUGGAGAUGCAAUCGAAUCACUGUUCAGACGGCUGAACACAUUGAAUAAGUGUGCCUUGAUGGAAGUGGAAAUAAACUGUCAGAGGAACCAGAGUGACGACUCUGAUGAUGAUGAACCUUGUGCAAUAAGUAAUAAAUGGGCGUAUGAGCGGUGCAGUCAGAAGUGGUUUCGCCUUGAGAGCCUAGAAGGUUCCACAGAAGGUGCUGGUGCAUCCCUCCCAGGCAGCCCAAUGCUGAAGAGCACUGGCAAUGAAAACAGAGACCUUUUGGACCAUGGUGACAAACACGAUGCGUCGUCAGUUCACAGCACUAGCAGCGGUGACAGUGAUGCUGUUAGCUCCCCGAAGUCUUUUGAAGACGUGGAAACCAGCCCGAGUUCCUCCAGUAGAGUUGCUUCACUGGAACCUGCCUUUAGUUGCUCACCUCCCUCCAGGGAAUGUUUAAAUGCCACCAACGAGAAGAAGCUUUGGGAUAAGUCACUGUACAAAAAGAGGAAGAGCCUUCUAAAGAAAAUGGAGAAGUUGCACUUACGGAGCAGCAACUUAAGGAGUGGUCAAUCAAAGGCCAAGCCCAUCAUAAGUGAACCCUUCCUUCUGGAAGGACUUAAUGAGGAGAAGAUGAAGAUGCUUAACUGUGUAAAUAUCGCCGACCUCCCUGGCAUCCAAACAAAGAACAAUUCUUCCUCUUCUCCUCCUAGCUGCAGUAGCAACAAUAAAUUUGAAAACAGCAGAACGGUGAGCACUGCCCGUCCUCUUAAAAAACCAGAAAGCUGCUGUGAAACAAAAGGGAGGUGUGCUGAGGACGUGGAGUCUGGCAAACUCCUGCUGUGGAGUGAUGUAUCUCAGGGAAAGCUAAACAAUGAAGUAGAGUUACAAACGAACCAGAUGUUUCAAGUACCACUUGGCCACAAACCUGGCACUUUCCCCAAAGCCCUUAUGAAAAGUCCCAUGUCUCCAGGAGAUGACUCUCCCAUCAGCUGGAGAACUGGUUGCAGAAGGAGCCGGAGCAGAAGCAAGUCCAAGGACUCCAAAGCCCCCAGCAGCCCCAUCUCACGCACGGAUAACAGGCUGAGUGUGUAUGACAACAUGCCUAAUGUUGAAUUGGAUAAGCUGGAGGCAGCACAAGUUGGAGAUGAUGAUGUUUUUUCAGAACUGAACAGUGUUAUAGAAGAUGUCAGGAGUCUCAGAAAGCUGGUUGAUCAGUGGACAGAGAAGUUCUCAGAUGAUGGGUAUUUGGACUUAUCCAGUGACUUAACGGCUCUGUAUCCAUCCUCACCUAAAGAAAUCUGUCUUGACACAGAGCACUCAGAAGUUAAGAGAGCAGCUGCGCUGUCCUCUGAAGGAGAGGACAGCUGUGAUCUGGGCAAGGAGCUCAGCUCUACAGACCUGGUGUUCGUAACAGACCCUACAGCGACCAACAGGCACAGGCAGCAACGUGAGUCUGUGGAAGACAGCAGGAACGUGGAGGGCUUUUCCGUGCAGGCUGACAGUCCGUCGGCCACCCAGCUGGCCAGGGCACAGAAGCUGGCAUUGCUGAAACUCACUGCUGUCAUGGACAGAUACUCCCCUUCCAGUAAGCAGGGCUGGAACUGGACUAUACCAAAGUCAAAAAAAAUAAACACCUCUGACUACAAGGACAAAAAUGUCUUUGGGGUCCCCUUGCUGCUGAACGUUCAGCGAACAAAUCACCCGCUGCCUAUGGGCAUCCUGCAGGCACUGGACUAUUUAAGAAGCCACUUUCUUGACCAGGUUGGCCUGUUCCGCAAAUCUGGUGUUAGAUCCAGGAUUCUGUCCUUAAGAGAAAUGAAUGAAACCAGCUCGAACAGUGUGUGCUACGAAGGGCAGUCGGCCUUCGAUGUGGCAGAUAUGGUGAAGCAGUAUUUCCGAGACCUUCCUGAGCCCAUAUUUACCAGCAGGCUCUGUGAAUCCUUCCUCCACAUCUACCAAUAUGUGCCGAAGGACCAGCAGCUGCAGGCUGUCCAGGCUGCUAUUCUCCUUCUGCCCAAGGAGAACCGGGAAGCCUUGAAAAUUCUCCUCUUCUUCCUAAGAGAUGUGGUCGCAUGUGUUGAGGAAAACCAAAUGACCCCAACCAACAUCGCUGUCUGUCUCGCCCCAUCGCUGUUUCACCUCAACACCCUCAGACGAGACAGUUCCUCCUCCUCCACUCGAUCGAGCCAGAGUAAGUGUAGCCUGGGCAAGCCGGACCAGAGGGAGCUGAGCGAGAACCUGGCAGCCACGCAGGGCUUGGCCCACAUGAUAACAGAGUGCAACAGGCUCUUCCAGACUGACUUCCCAGCUUGAUCUCGGGCCUUCCUUGUUAUUAUGGACUUUGCUGGCGCUCACUGGACUGGGACUUACACUGGCUGCUAUCACUGAGCCUGAGCCUGCCCUGUUGGCUGCUACCCCACCUCCUGGCUCACUCAGCACUCCUCACCACAGUUGUGCCUGAUGAUCUGCACUUGGGGCUGACCCUGUUUUCCACUGUUGUCUGCCAUACUCUCAGACCGAGCCAGAGAAGAGUUUGACCUCCUCUGUAGCUACAAAUGCAUAGCCCUAUCAGUUCACCAACACCUUCUGUGCAAUGAGCGCCCUGAGCACUGACCCUGCACUGAGUUGAGGACUGUCAAAGACACCCUUGAACAUCAGCACUGAUUCAACAGAAGCCACUCCUUCCCCACCACUUACCUUUGCAGUGGAGACUCAGAGGUCAUUGCAUGAUUGAAGUGACUCCCUCCACCCUCAACUCACCUGAUACGUGUGAAGGCAUACAGCAAAUACGCAGCUGUAUUUCCUCGGUCAUCCAGCAUCUUGUCGAAGGAGAACACGUAGUCAUUCAGUCUGUUGUGGGAGAGAUCUGCGUACUUAAUGCACCCAAAAGCGACUGACACCUGGGCAGCCUUCAGCUCUUCUGGCGUGAGGACCUAUUACAGUUUCAAAGCAGGUAAUGAUCAAAAGGAGGAAAGCUGCGGUGCAUCAAAACGCCCAACAGCUUGCAUGACAAGCUCAGGGGGUUUUACCCCCAUCCAUGCUCUCAGGCCUGCAUGCACAUAGUGUACCCUCUGUUCCUGCAGGCUUGCCUCCCACAUAACAUCUAACCAUCUGCCACCAUGCAGGUUGACUUUCGCACUGCGCUCCCACUUCUCACAACCUGUGCAGACAGAGAGUACACACUGUGCUCUGAAAUGCCCUUACAUAGCAUUCUGGAUCAGCCAAACCCUCAAAGAGCGCCUCUAUGGUACAACUGCAAGCUGUCAGCAAGGCCCAGUGGUUUGUACCUACGUUGUAUGAGGCCGUGAGAGAUCGUCGUCGUGUUUCCAUUUGAAAGCGAGCUUUCAGCACAGCAUGAAGAGCCAUGCUUCCUGAUUCCAUUGCCUCAAACAGUGCUCAGACCAUUUGAUCCUUCUGUUCCAUUCUGUGGCCUACCCUGUCCAGGUCUCCUCAGGCCAUCAGAAUCCAAGACAGAAGAAAUGUUUUUAAGCAGUCUGCAGUUUGUACCUCGCUGCUAUGUAUCCAGGGUUGCUCUCCUUUUUCCAAGACAGCACCAUGUCCAAUUGUUCACAAGUAGCAGUACCAAUUUUGUAUUAAAGCCACAGCAACCCCCAUGCAGCCUGGCUGCAUCCAUAGUCUCAGCACACAUUCAAAAUGCUGAAGUUAUACACCUGUGAACAAAUCUGUGUGGUUCCCUGGAAAGAUUAGCUACCUUGUCCCGUUCCUUGUCUUUCAGCUUGUCCAUAGCCCGUUUCAGCCCUUCUUCCAGAAGAUCCAUAAGACGUACUGCAUCCCCUGAACGAGUUUUGAACUUCUUCCUGAAAACAUACACAGCCAAAAUGACCACUUACACAUGAGGCAAAACACUCCCAGGAAUUUUCACUGCCAACAUCUCUGAUCCAUUAAAAAAAACACAUACCCCCACAUUGCUUUGUCCUGAAGUACUGGGCACCAGACGGCCAAACCUAAUAAAAAGUGUAGGAAUCUAACAAUAUACAUGGGAAAAGGUGGGAGUGGAGGAGGGAAGGGUCCAACAGCCAGAACUGUCCCAACAUCAAGCAGGACACAAUGCCAGUGCAAGACUCGAAUCCAGCAAGGCAUCUUUGCUUCUGUAACAAGCACACAGCAAAACCCAUGCAACACUAUGUGACUGCAGUACACACUGGUUUAACUUAACUGAGUGCAACUUAACUGAGACACAAGACCAACUCUGCACACCAGAACACUGGUGUUCUUUUCCCAACUUGUAUUCCAUCUUCUUCAGGGCACACAGAAAAUAAGGACAUCAUAGCCUCCACCAUUGCCAGCUCCAGUGUUUGCAUUACCUUCCUCUGCAUUUCUACCAGCCAAGUCACAGCCCUCUCCCCAAAUACGAGGCAGCAAAAGCCAUACCUGACUUCACCACUACUGUCUAUGUGUAUCGAAGGGCCCUGAUGUGCGAAAUCACAUACGUACUUGUCAAUAAACAAGCAAAAGUCUUCUGCACUCAAUCAAACAUCCGCUUCAGAGCACGUUCAGAGGAAAAAACAUACGUCUAGAGACUUACUUGUCUUCUCCCAACACCACUCCGAAUGCAGCAUGAGUGAUUCUGGUUACUGUGGGGUCAUACCAGCCAAUCAUCUGCCCAGCUGCAAACACGGUUUGCAAAUGCACCGACUGCAAGGAAGAAAUACCAACAACCAGUUCUCAACCCACUCUUCUGGGAAUGGCUUUCUUGUCACUUUCACGGCCUUUAAAAUGUUCCUUUGCAACGUGACUUUAAAUGUAUUUAGCUCCACAGAAACUUUCCCCUUCAGAAAGUUUAACCUGGCAGAACUUGCUGGGCUUACAAAAGCAGCAAACUUACAUCACUGCUCAGAUACGGCACUGACAAUCCCGCAUUUCCUCAGGUAAGAAGAGACAUAGGUUAUACACAGUGCAUCUCUCUAUGAGAUUUAGGCUCAGCAUAUCUCCAGUGGUGACUGUGCUUCUCUCACCACUUCAUUCCAGGGCUGUACGCAGAGGCCACCAGCCAGCACAUCAGAUUCACCAUUACACCACUAAGGUCAAAAGCCCAUACAGCACAGGGAAGACCCUACAGAGGAGUUCUAUUUACCUUAUUGUCGUGCUUGUUAUUUACGAGAUUUCUGAUUAGCUGUAUCAGCAGAGACAGGAGAGACUGACAUACUCACCUGGCCACUGUCGACAACAUAGAUAAGGAUAUCGCCCUUCUCUUCAAGCAGCCUGUGUCUAAGUGCAGCCAAGUCAGACGUGUCGUAUGUGUAACCUCCAUCUGACUUCACGAUUGUCAGCGGGACAGAGAAACCUGGCACAAAGACAACCUUCCGGCCAUCAUCCACCUGGACAAAGCCUAGGAAAGCAAUGGAAUACUGCACUGUGUCAUAUCUCAUGGGGAGGCUGUGGGACACGAUAGGCAGAAACGGCUCCUGUUCCGAUGCUAUCAGAACAAAAAGUCCAUGCACGUGCAUUAAUAAAUACUUAACAUCUCAAAACAUGAACAAAAUCAAACACUAAGCCUAAAUGAGAACUCCCUCAACAGCCAAGUCAGAUUUUGUGUUGCACUUCCAGAACGCAAGACCAGGUACAAAAAGCAGAUCUGUACCACUCUGGUUUUUCCAGAAGAGACUUAGUUGGAUUUAAAACCCCACAUCAUUGGCAUCCAGAGCUACCUUUGCAGCUGCAAAAAUAGCAUUACAAAGGAAGGCACAAAAGGCAAUGGAAGCUCUACAGAGAUGCACAAUGUAUUUAGAAAGUAAGGCUAGUUAGAACAAUACAGAUGGUGAGACUCAAGAAAUGCAAAAUCUAAAUAGAAACACGUAAAAUUCUAAACUCAUUACAGUCCACUUGGCUUCCUGUGUGCAUCUCAGCGUCAAUGCGAACCAAAAGUGUCACUGCCUUCACAGAGAAAAUUUCUCUGAUGCAAAGUCUCCUACAGUCACAACACUAAAAAAGAUACGCUGGUGAAAAUAAAAUGAACUUCAGUAGUGCUUCGUGCUAUUUCCAACAAAUAUCCCCCACAAACUAUUUUUGCUGUCAGCAGAAAAGAUUUGAUCUUUCUGGAGUGAUAUUGAGAUAUAUAUAUAUAUAUAUAUAUAUACAUCUAUAAAAAUAAUGAGUUCUGCCCAUGCCUCCUUGGGAGGAAAUUCCACAAAAGACCCACUCCAAAAUUCCUGCUGAGAAAAAGAGCAAAGUGCAGAGAACGUGCACCCCUCUGAACAUCAGUUCCAAGCCUCAGAGGCUAGGAGUGAAGUUACCUCUUGUGCUGAUCUGCACCAUUGUUGAUUCCAAGGCAAAAAGCCUCACCUUUAUCUUCAAAUUCUUUCACUAUGUCUUUCAUCAUAUCCUGGUAGAACGACUCCCCUCUCUCUGUGAGUGUGACGUCCAGGCAGUUGUAGAUUUUCUGGAACUCUUCAGGAAGAAAACAAAUAGAAAAUAAUUUCAAUAAAUCAUACAGUGGAAAUUUUAGUAGCAUAUAUUUACUAACAAACACAGCAAAUCCCUAAAUAUGUUUUCUAUCUCUUGGUCAAGCUACUAGAGAAGGACUCAGACUAGACCCAGGAAACAAUGGCUUUAGUUGAACUCCUCUGCAGACAGGCCAGUUCCUUGGCUGCUUUAUCCUUUUUCUCUAAACUUGUUGCAGCAUGGUGGCAGUGAUUUCAUUAAAAAAAAACUAGAGGAUGGUGAGAAAAACCACACCAUCCUAGUGCUGAGCUACGCCUGUGAAUGUGGCGGUCACCUUUCCGAGACACGUCGCAGAUCAGCUCCCACGCUUUAAUGAAGUCAGGGUCUUUGCUCUGCAGCAGCACCACACAUUGGUAGGCUCGCUUCUUAAAUUCCUCCUCCGUGUCAAAUCUCCUCUUGGAUUCCUAUGGUAAAACACGCCGCAUGAAAAAAGCACCUGGUUUUUCCCUCAAAAAAAAGAGUAGAACACCCACAACGCACUCCCAAAGCACGAUCAUCUCAGAACACAGCACCUUCAAUCAUACUCCUCGUGGACAACUCGAGACCAGAUACUGUAAUUCAUUCAUUAUCCACUGAUAGGUAAUUGCAAUCAUCUAUUACCUGAACCUGCUUCUCAGCUGUUGACAUAAAUAUCACAAUUGUUUGCCACAAAUACCUUGUAAAAAGCUUGGAGAUCCCCAAUGGGAGGAGAAACGGUUAAGUAAUCUGGAAAUUUGUCUUGCAGGUGAGCAAUGAGCAUUCCGAACUGGGUGCCCCAGUCUCCUAAAUGGUUUAACCU